This is a messenger RNA of Physcomitrium patens, 1688 nucleotides long. RefSeq lists its product as uncharacterized. NCBI's taxonomy places the organism in Eukaryota, Viridiplantae, Streptophyta, Bryopsida, Funariales, Funariaceae. Gene Ontology annotation, molecular function: protein dimerization activity. The record is from RefSeq and is a predicted model, not a curated record.
ACGCAGAGUUGUAGCAGUGGAGGUUGAGGUGCGCCCUGCAGGGGGAGGGAGCAGGAGAGGGAGUUAAUUAAGGCCCCGAGUGCUGGAAUUUCAUUUUCUGGUGUGUGCUGUGGCUAUCCGAGCCGUGGUUGUCCAUCCGUGUGAAGAUGAUAACGCUGGAGAAUACGGGGUUGAAUUGGGGAGGGUUUGGGUUCGACUCGCAUAGCCGGGACAAAUUGGGGGUUGGCUUGGGUGCGGCGUCGCUUGAACCAGCGGGGGAUAAUGUGGAGCUGCAGCAGCAGCUGAACGACUUCAUUAGCACUUCAUAUAUGAUGCAUCAAGGAUUUGGUCAAAACCAAUGUGGGAGUUUAGAGAGCCUGGUGGGCGAGAGCAGCUCGUACGUCGGGCUGCCAUCAGUGGGAAUAUAUCAGUCAGACAUCGAUCGAGACAUUUUCUUCGAUAGCUUGCCGCCAGUGGAUGAUCAUAAGAAUCCCCAUAACUACGCACCCGUCUCCACUGUCCCACAUGCACCAAUUUCAAGCCUGGAAUUUUGCUCUUCGCAUGUAGUGGGUUCACUUUCUGCGUCGUCGCAACCUCAAGUCAUGGGAGAGCGGUGGAAUAUAGAUGAGGCGCCGACAUCCACACGGGUACUGAAGCACGAGCGUAGUUCUGACGAUCAAAUCAGCACUCAGGGCCGGAAGAGGUUGGCCAAGAGCGACAGGACUGUCGCUUCUAAGUGUAAGCGACCGAACGAGCAAAGUGAGCAUAUUCUGCGAGAACGUCAAAGGAGAGACGAUAUGACCAGCAAAUUCGCAGUUCUAGAGUCUCUUCUUCCGACGGGCACUAAACGCGACAGGUCUGCCAUAGUCGAUGACUCAAUCCAAUACGUGAACAAUCUGCAUCAUCGAAUCAAGGAACUCCAGAACAGAAAAGUGGAGUUGAAUCAAUCCGCCACCUGUCUCCAGAAAGUGGUCGCCUCUCGUCGGAGAAAGUCCUUCGGGGGCUUGCAGCCUACUAGUCCUGAUAAUGUGAAUGAGAAGAAGGCAGCAGUUCAAAGGCUACCCAUCUCGCCGCAGGAACUGAGCCGAAUUCAUACUCUUCUGAGAAGCAGUUUAGAGAAAAUGGAGGUUCACGCUGACUUGCCGAACCAGGUGGUCAUCGAGAUGGUAUUCCAUCCUCAACCCCGCCUUCAGAGCAACAUUCUGCAGUGCCUGGAGAGCCUAAACCUGGAUGUUAUGCAAUGCAGCAUCACGAAGAUUGCACAUCGGCUCAUUUGCGUCGUCACAGCCCAGCCGCAAGAAACGAAGACGCCGACCAGUGGGAUUGUUGGUGCAUUGAAGUCCGCGCUUCAAGGUUCAGAUUAACCACUUAGUGCCAUCACAUAGUUAGCGAUGAUGCAAAGUCUUUGAGAAUUAGCCGGCAGAAUUAUAAACGACUCUGAUAUUGUGGUAUAUAAUGCCUCCUGAGCCAAUCACGAUUAUCGGUUGUACAUUAAACCUUUUAAGCGAAGCACGUUGAGGUCAUAGUUAUUGAGUGUAGGUUAAUUAGAGGGUCCACAGCCUUGUACUUCGGCUAUCUACUCUGAAAUAGCUUUACUUUCUUCUUAAGUGGCCUCGCAUCAAAAUAAGCAGGAAUCCUGCAAGUUCGGCCCCACAGUUCUCCAUUGUAAUAUUUCAAAUGGCGGCUGUAUAUACCAACACUUGAGCUGA